UGCUCGCGUACAUCCAAGUGACAGCUCCGUAUUCCUUUAUGCGGCGAAGUCAGGGGCCACUGACGGCGCUGCCCGGGCUCAGGGAUGAGUCAAAUUUCAACAGUAGAUCAUGUCGAAUCCCUCAUUGUCUCUUAUCGCUGUGGCAGAGAGGCGAUUGCGGCGAGCUUGGAGCAUUUGCUGGUCCCCAGUACCCGCUUCCACCCUUGGUUCGGAGCAAACUCUAUAUAAAUCGGUCUCGCCGUUGCAGACACCAACAAAUACCAAUCCUGUCCAGGGGCCACCUGAACCAAAAGUAAAACUUAUUGAGAGUGAUUGCUCAUGUCUACCCCGACCAGGCAGUUCCACGGCCUUUCCAUCACUGGUGAUAUGCCCAUGACACGCCCCCAGACCCCGAGAGAGCCACCCACCGAUGACAGCGAUAGCAGCGAGCUCCAUGAAAGCGACAGCGAGGAGAGCCAUGCUGAUGGGGACUCGGUUGUAUCCUCCAUACGCGGAAAAUCAGGGAUUACCUAUGACCUUGCCAAACUUGAUUCUGACUCUGAGGCCAGGGCUCUUGUUGGGCUGACAAGCCAGUUCAAUGUGGCCAGCUGCUGUGCGACGCCAACAGGGUUUGAUUUCCAACUCACAGAGCAACCUCGGGUUCACAUCGGGUCAGGAGGAUAUACGUGCACCUGCUCGACAUUUUCUGCCCGACCCAGCGUGGUCUGCCAACAUAUCUUUUGGCUUCUUGAUCAGCUUCAUGGCUGUUUUAUCCCACAAUCUCCUCCCUCCGACAUACCUCUGUCGAGCGAUGGACGUCUAGCGGAAUUUGAGCGGGUGGAACACCUCUUGGACGGCAAGCUGGAAAUCAUUGCAGACCAGCUGAGAUGGCAAUAUGUUCGCUCCGAAGCCGAGGGUGGAAUGAGUCGCCAGGAGAUGGUCCGGGACAUUUUGUCUGCCUUCAGCACGGUUAUACUGCCAGAGGACUUCCGUCUCGACCUUCUGGAUGACGCAGGACAGUCGCGCACUCCCGAACAGUGUGUUGUGCAGGGGGACUUCGAGGCCACGAUGUUUCGGCUCGCCGUGCAUGAUGACGGGGUUUAUUCUAGCCUCUGCAAGGCGAUGCCCAUUGGAGCCUGCGCGGUGAUCUAUUUCGACAAGGUGCACCACCGACUGCGAACCUUACUGGCAGAUUUCGAUCGGUAUUGCCUAACGGGGCAGGCUCCGAAUGCAGCCGUCACCAUGGACAUUGAAACUGUAAUCAAAGAAAUCCAACGCAACGUUGAUCGGGUCCGGGAAAACAUCAUCACUCGAGCACCGCAUGGAAUGGAGGGGGCUGCCAAAACCUUGGUCACCCUGCUGGAGGAUAUCUGCAGUCGCAAUAAGGAUGCGUUAGAAGGGAACGAUUGGGGCCGAACGACAUUCCACGGGGAGGAUGAGGAUCAACGCAAUUUGUUCCAUCGGCUUAUUGGAGGAACUGCUGAGGAGACGGGGGAACAGUUUAUUCUCGACGCCCUCGAGCAUUUGCCAGCUUCAGACCUUCACCAAUUUGUGGGCAGACUGAAGGCCAUCCUACACCGAAUUGAAGUGGAUCGAGCCCCAAAGGCUUUUAUACUCCGAUUCAGCACGUUGAUCCGUGCUGCGGAAUCUCCCAAUGCCAACGCUGGGCAGAAGCGACCGUCUUCAGCUACGAGUCGGGGCGACAGCAAGCGAACUCGGUGAAAUUGGGGGAAUUCAUUCGCCGACUGUUGGAGAGCAACAGUGAUUGAUUACUGCAUGACUGGGCGGCUAUCUCAUUGGUAUUAUUCUACACUAUUUGUCUGCAUCGCGAAGCGCAAGUUGGUUCAAUUGAUUAUCUUGAUAGCUGGCACAAUGAUUCUUGUCUACCUCACCAGCUGGUCUGGGAUCGUUAAUCCUUCACCAUGACGUGAUACCGUUUCCUUUGUUCU
This is a messenger RNA of Aspergillus ibericus CBS 121593, 1928 nucleotides long. RefSeq lists its product as uncharacterized. The coding region runs from base 319 to 1701 and encodes 460 amino acids. The record is from RefSeq and is a predicted model, not a curated record. Lineage: Eukaryota; Fungi; Ascomycota; Eurotiomycetes; Eurotiales; Aspergillaceae. Gene Ontology annotation, molecular function: zinc ion binding. The transcript has 2 exons.